AAAUCCCCAAGAAUAUGUGAAUACAACAAUAUUACGGGAUUCAUAAACACUGUUCAACCCAUCAAAUAUCUUUAUUUUUAGAGUGAGAAUUUAUCGGAAAUUGGACGUUGAAGAAUGAAAGGCGCGCUCUACAGUUUUCAAGGUGAAUUUGGAACAAAAGCCCUUCUUGCUAAGUCCUAGGGUUUAAUUCAUUAGUUGACGUACGCAACUGCUGUCUGUACAUCUGUAGCAGAUUCGGAUGAUCCACAUCGAAUGAUUCUUCUGGAGAAGCCGUCGCAGAUCUAUAACGUCCUUUUGACGUUAGUUAAAUAGAAUUUAUUAUAGACUUUUACAGCAUGUAUUUCUAAGAAAGUUUAUGAGAUUAAGUGAAUGGCUGCACAUUAUAGGACAGAUAUUUGACUUUAGGUAUUAGUCUAUGCCAUGUCAGAAUUUCCAAACGGUAUUGCUAACGUCAAGUCGACUGCUUGAAUAUCUUAUGGCCAACAAAUUUUACAGUCUACCGGCUUUGAAAAAGCUGGUUUUUCAUAAUUUUUCUGUGGCCUCGUAACUACCUAAAAUUACGCUACAGGCGGCUUUCUGCACUAAAGAUGGUGGUUGCAUUGCAUUGCAAAAAUUUCUGAACAAAGCAAUUUACAAUAAAAUAUCUCAUGUCAUAGAGUGUAAUGCUUAUAUUCCUCAAAACUGUCUGCGAUUUAUAGUUUUUCACUUAUCAUCCUUUAAGGAUAAUAAUGUUCUAAUUAUUCUAAAUUAUAGCUUCAGAUAAUCGAGUAAGGAAUUUUUAAACGUUUUAUCAUGGUUCUCUCGUUGUCUGGUCCGUUAUUCAGUACAGUCAAACGCGAAAUACAUACUUCCCAGUGUGCUUUCUUGUUUCUUAUCUUGUCUGCAAAAUUCACAUGAAUCUUGGUACAAAGAGACACCGAAUACAUAUGCGUCACACCAGUCACUUGAUUAGUGUGUGGGCUCUUUUAUAUGUGAGGCUUUACUUUGUUGUGUCUGCUUGUGUCAUAAUCUAGUUUAGAUUUGGUAACCACAAUUAUCAUUUACCCGGUAGGAAAAUCACUAAAAAAUACUUGAAACACAUAUUUUACCCAUCUAAUGAGUAGUGAAGUCCCCAAUUACUUCUUAAAAUUCACUCUAACUGGUCAUACAAAAGCAGUCUCAUCAGUAAAAUUUAGUGAAAAUGGUCAGUGGUUGGCAAGUUCAUCAGCUGAUAAAUUAAUCAAAGUAUGGAAUGCUUAUGACGGGAAAUUUGAAAAAUCUAUCAGCGGUCAUAAACUGGGAAUCUCAGAUGUUUCAUGGUCUUACGACUCAAGAUUUCUGUGUAGUUCCUCCGAUGAUAAAACUUUAAAACUGUGGGAUCUCGUCUCUGGCAAGUGCCUGAAAACUCUUAAAGGUCACAGUAACUAUGUUUUUUGCUGCAAUUUUAAUCCACAGUCAAACCUGAUCGUUUCCGGCUCGUUUGAUGAAAGUGUCAAGUUAUGGGAUGUGAAAACAGGCCGGUGUAUCCGCACGCUUCCUGCCCACUCUGAUCCUGUUACAGCUGUUAAUUUCAAUCGUGAUGGUUCACUUAUUGCUUCCAGCAGUUAUGAUGGACUAUGUCGAAUCUGGGAUACCGGUUCUGGUCAGUGUUUAAAAACAUUAAUAGAUGAUGAUAACCCUCCUGUUUCAUUUGUUAAAUUCUCGCCUAAUGGCAAAUAUAUUCUAGCUGCUACACUCGAUAGUUGUCUCAAAUUGUGGGAUUACACUAAGGGUAGAUGCUUGAAAAUUUAUGGAGGGCACAAAAAUGAGAAGUAUUGUAUAUUUGCAAAUUUUUCAGUUACCGGAGGCAAAUGGAUUGUCUCGGGGUCUGAAGACAACUGUAUUUAUUUAUGGAAUUUGCAAACAAAGGAAAUUGUACAAAAACUUUCUGGUCAUAAUGAUGUUGUUUUGUGUACUGCUUGUCAUCCUCAAAUGAACAUGAUUGCUUCAGGAUCGUUAGAGGGCGAUAAAACGAUUAAAAUUUGGACUAGUGAUAAGUGAUUGCUUCUGGCUUAUUGUACUUCUGGAUCCUUGUAUACUAUUAUCUCCAAUGCUCUUUGACUGUAUAUGUUGUAUCAUCUGUUUUUCAUAUCACAGGUUAUUCAUAUGAACCACAAGUUUAUCGAUUCAUCCUACGUAAAUUAUUCAUUAUUGACAUUUUUUGUUGCAAAAAGGAACAAUCUAUGUCUUAUUGUAAAUUACCCGACUAAGAUUGUUCGUUUAAGUGUUUCUUUAUCGAUCCUUGUAAAGUGAACUUAUUAUGAAUCCACGCCUUAUUAGUAAGAUACAGAUACGGUUAAUAAUUAAUGAAUGGUAGAUUGAUGUAGUCAAUUAAAAAAACUGCUCACAAAAUCACAUUUAAAAUCUUAACUGAUUAGUCUACUAGGAGGGAAACUAAACGAUUAUCAAUGUAAAAUAUACUUUUUGAUCAUUGAGUGCAUGAAAGAAUGAAUUGGCUGUCUAAAAAAUCUCACUGAUAAAUUUCUUAAACCACAAUAUUGUGGCGACUUUUUAAUCACUGAACAUAUCCCAGAAACCUGUGUGACAUAAGUAGACUGUAUAAUCUGAAAUAAUGGAUUUUUCAGAGGACUAAGGUGAUUGGAAAUCUGGACUAAAAAACGACGACCUACACCAUUUUUGUUGAGUGAAUAGAUAAACGGUAAACAUUGCAAGGUUUUCUUCGGCGUUAGGAUAUAACAGCCUAGUUGUGGAAUUGUCGUUAUUGGCGUGGAACAAAACACAAUUGUAGCACCAUAUUCGGUUACAGCGAUUAACGUUAACACACUUUAAACUUCGGGAUGAAUGUAUCAUAAGUAUCUGGAGGCGUCAGUUACCAAGAUUUUUGAAUAUUCUUGUUUAUAUAUUUUAAGUGGAUUUUCAGGUGGGUGUAUUUGAUAUCCAGUGAUUCUGACUGAAAAAUAAACUUUGUCAGUCCAUAUUUCAGCCAAAGCACACUUUAUAUAGAAAGUAAUUACCUACAAACGCAAUUCUAAGUUAAUUUCCUGGUUGUCGAGCACAGUGUUAGCUUGGCCAAAGUUAGAAUAGGUAAGCUAUUUGGCUUAGUUAACUUUCCAUUUUAGGACGCAAAUUAACACGGUUAGUAUACGAAAAACAAAUUAAUAGACUAUUAAACAGAAAAAGAGUGACAUAAGUAACAUACUGAAUAGUAAUCAGAAGAGAGGGGAAGUGAGUCAAGAAAACCUACUACCCAUUUGUAUUGGUUGUUUGAAUCUUCCCACUUAAUUUAAGGACUGCGAUUGAUUAGUCUCUGCCUGGCAUAUGUGCGGAUUGUCUUAAGUUACAAGCAUUGUAAGUAGAAGUGGCUAGCCGUGAAGUACAGGGAGUGAGUCACGAAUGGGACAAAACCUCACCUCAUUGCACAAGCUAGUGGGUAUCUGGACUCAGUAUCUAAGUAGAUAACGCAAAGGCGUCUGAAAAUGGCACUGGGUUCGAGUCUUGUAGUGGACGUUAACUCUGGGAUGGAGAAACAUCCAGCUGGCGAGUCCCAAACAGGACGAAGCGCGCGUCCUGGAUCCCUUUGCUAAAAAUUAAUAUCAUUUAUGGCAAACGAGAGGUUGUAAUUAGUUAGUAAACAAGGCAGGUCCCCAAAUGCCCUGGUACAACUGAGGGUAGGGAGAGUCAGCUCUCCCUCUCGAAACGAUCUCACAUGUCCACCCGUACACAACCACUUUCAGAGAAAUCCUACUCACUGCCUCCUCGUGACAUUACUGUUGUUUAGUACUUUGACAGGACGGAAAGCGAAUGUCCGGCCCUUUAACCGGGUUGGUGGACACGGAGAGUCCACCUAGGGGAGUUUGAAAACCCUGAUUCCAAACCCAUGGUGCACAUGGGCUCCAGUAUCCCGAAGGGACAAGUAGAGUAUGAACCUAUUGUUGGUCACCGGCCACCAUGAGACUGCAUCUCUUAUCGUCGUUCCACUGCCUUGUGGAUUAGACCUUUAGAUCGAAGGUUCCGGGUGUGGUCCCCUAAGAAAAUCACCUGCUUCGGUUUGGGCAUCCGGGCAGUAUCAUGGAUCAUACACAAAUCAAGUGACUUGUGUGGCGCAUAUAUAUUCGAUGCCCCUUUGUACCAAUAUUUAUGUGUUCAAAUAAAUCAAUAAAUAAAUAUACGUUUAAGAUCAAAGAAAGUCAAGGUGGUGGUGGGCUUUUGACACUGACAUUGGUGGGUUCGUGUAUCGAUCAUGCCUUACACUUAGUUUGGAAUUAAUAUGUUCACUAUUGAAAAGCAACAGAAAAUCAUUUUCCUAGGGAAAUGACAAGUAUCCGAAGAUAACUAACAAUCCUACUAAAUUAGGUUACAGUGUGAGGGUUCACCAUGUUUAUGAAAAUAAACAAUUUAAGACUUCAAGAUUGCCAGUGGGUUCUAUCUUGAGUCAGUGAGCAGUACAACCUUAAUAGCUCUAUUCUGUUUGUGACGAAUUAUAGGACAAUAAACCUAUGAAGAUUAUUUUGCAAUUUACGAAACCAUAUAAUAAUUUGACUUCUUCCGGUCAUUUUCCGUGUUGUUUGAGCGUCAAAAGACCGAAGAUAAUGUUCCAAAAUGUAACACUUGGUGGGUUAUCUCCAGAGUCCACGCUCUUGGGCCUCACUACACUGUUGGUUCAGAAUGAAUGCAGUUCUUCAGACAAUCUUUAGAAUUCUAGAUUUCACAAUAACUAAGUAGAACUGCACCCACUAAAACGUCUCAUAAGCUACAAGAAUUAGCAUACAUCACUCUGGUCUUUGCUACACAUGGACUGAUAUCACUUGACAGCAUCAUUCAUUUAACUACCCAAAUACACGGCUCUUCUAUUAUUCCCGUCAGUUAAUCACAAAGGAUAUAAGCAGACACAAGUCUCAGAUAAUAAGACGCCAUCGGUUUGCUGCGUGUUUUUAUGGAAUUUGCUUAGCCUUCCGACCAAGAUAUUGCAAUCAUGCUAAAAAGUAUCGGAAUUCCUUCCAAAUGUUUAUUACGUCAUCUGUUUUGAUAUCUACGACCAAGAAAAAACAGGAUAUCCUGGCCAAAGUAGCUAAAUUAGACCCAUUUCUAAAGUGAUCUACUUAGCACAGCACAUUCUCAAAAUCCGACGACAUAUUUCUCUAGAGUAGUAAGUUGUAAAACAUCAAAGAAAUGUAUCAAUAAGAGUCCAGUUAUAAGGUCAGUCAGUCAGCUACAACGUAGGACCAGGCACAUAUAUGCAUUGGUCCAAGUUGCCAUACUUCAUUAACAUAACAAGAUGGACGCCGGAUUCAUAAAAGCAGCUAAUUCAGAGGUGGUAAUAUAUGAAAGAAAGAUUGCAUAUAAGGAUAUAGUACAGGAAGAAAGAAUUAGUUAGUAGAAAGAAAGAUAUGAAGCGAUUUUAAUCUCUUAGUUUAAGGAAAGACAGAGAGUGCAUACACCGACGCCAUUGUGAUCGAUUCUGAGCCAUGUCACCAAGUCUCCAACCAUUGGUUACGAUAGUCACACGGACCCCAACCAAGUAGUCUGCAUCUCCCAACAUUGUUCAGACCAACAGUUAGCGUCUUCAAGCACUGAUGCCAUGUUUUAGUUUGGCCGCCCCGAACUUGCUUCCAACCAUCCCCAACACCUGUUAGCAUUGCACGCCGUGGUAAUCGGUGUUCAGGCAUACGCAACACGUGGCCCAAUCAUCUCAGUCGAUGGAGAUUCACAACCUCAUCAACUGUGAUUUACCAUCAUUCCCUAAUACCCUACGUCUAACCUCACUAUUACUUACCCGGUGAUCCCAAUAGAUGCGAGCAAUAUUUCUAAGGCAUCUGUGGUCAAAUACUAAUAGCUUAAGAGUAUCUUCGACUCUUAAUGGCCAUGUUUCGCUGCCGUAAAUUAAAACAGAACGAACUGCCACGCAGUAUACUCGUCCUUUUAUUGAUAGAUGGAUACUUCGCCUUCGCCAUAGGUGACGUAAGUUGGCAAAAGCCAAACGAGCUUUUCGAAUCCGUGCUGAGAUUUCGUCAGACACCAACCCAU
Molecule: messenger RNA, 6003 nt
Organism: Schistosoma haematobium
Lineage: Eukaryota; Metazoa; Platyhelminthes; Trematoda; Strigeidida; Schistosomatidae
Gene: WDR5B
Product: WD repeat-containing protein 5B
Exons: 14
Coding region: 1096-2019 (307 amino acids)
Molecular function (GO): protein binding
Source: RefSeq, a predicted model, not a curated record